This is a messenger RNA of Didymodactylos carnosus, 1410 nucleotides long. The record is from the annotation of a GenBank genome assembly. NCBI's taxonomy places the organism in Eukaryota, Metazoa, Rotifera, Eurotatoria, Philodinida, Philodinidae.
AUGAUUUUCAGACGUUGUUUAGCCACGAUUAAACUAAUUCAUUUAAAUAGAUUGUACUGUUUCUGUUAUUAUUAUUCAACUGAACGUCCUGAAACAAUUUCAUCAGCAUUGAAACGUUUUUAUAUGAAAGUACAUCCAGAUCUAUUCAGUCAAUAUCCAACUGAAAAGGAUGUAAAUGAAAAAUCAUUACAAAUUGUUAGCGCUUAUUUAUCUUCAUUACAACGUAAAGAGUAUGUGACACCAGUGACAGUCACAUUUUAUGUUAAAUCCGGUGCAGUACCCAACACUUUAGUAAAUCUUUUACCAUAUCGUGUCACGUUGAAAUCAAAGGAUCUAAUUACAUGUGUCAAUUCUAUAUUAUAUACGUUUAAUUUACAAACAGUUGACGUACCAAAAGAGACGAAAGAAGAACGGCGUUUUAAUAUUAUCGAAAUCGAAAAACAGUAUGAUUUUUCAAAAAUUCCGAAAAUAUCCAUCAAAACAUGGCUCAUAACCAAUGUUGCUGCUGCACGUGAAAUAGCAAAACGCAAUAAAGAAUUAUUAGAUAGUAUUAAAGUUAGUGUGAAUUAUAUAAAGCAACGUUUCAAAUUAAAAGCUUUGGAUUAUAAUGAUGAAUGGAGUCUGUCACAUUUUAACACUUGUUUGAGAACUUUAUCGCUAUAUACAGAAAAAUGGAAUGAAACAUUACGCAUGUUAGAAGGUAAACGCCUUAUCUUUGGAACAAAAACAGCUUUAUUAAAAGAUGGUUCCGUAGAAUUAUGCGGUGCCGAUCCACCAGUUUACUGGGAUACGAUUAUUGGUUCCGUUUUACCACAUAGAGAUUCUUAUCUUGAACAAAUCAAAAUUCAUGAAAAUAGUAUAUGUAAAUAUUUUACAAAUAUAGAAAUACAGCAUGAUCCUGGUUCAGAUUUUUACGAUCGCGCGACGACAUAUGUUGGUCAUUUGCAGGCAAUAAAUCGAAGUUUAAAUAUGAAUUUGAAUCAUGUGGCUCACACAAAGUAUAAUUGGAAAAAUUAUUAUUUAUUCAUUAAUCCAUAUAGUUCUGAGCCAUCUGUGACUGAAAGUGGUCUAUUUCAAAUUAACGCCUAUGAUGAUAUUAAUGAUUCGUUAGAUUUUAUGGUUCAACAUCGUUCCGAUGCUAACAAUGCCAUGACAAAAUAUUUAGAUUAUGUAGAAAGUGAAAAACAAUUAUUAAAUAAAGUUAUGAACGAAUAUCAAUUAGAUGUAAUUAGAACGAAUAAACGAAUGAAAAAAGAGUACAUUAUUGAAUGUUGUCAACGUUUGUUAAAUGAACGAAAUUAUUUGGGAGUACUAUUAUCACACUGUCGAUUAAAAAUAGACACAAAUUAUAACAUACAACAAGACGGUACAAUAUGUAUCCCAUGGAAUUGGGAAACGCAACACGAUUAA